Rotaria sp. Silwood2 is the source of this 1704-nucleotide messenger RNA. The record is from the annotation of a GenBank genome assembly. Lineage: Eukaryota; Metazoa; Rotifera; Eurotatoria; Philodinida; Philodinidae.
AUGAGUUCUCGAUCUUCUUCUAAUUCAACACCUAGACAUACAAGAAAACUUUAUCCAAACCCAUCUAGUCCACUCACAACACGACAUUGCUCAUUGACAAGUCCAACGUCAGUUAUACCUGAUCAACAUAGUAAAACUCAAAAAGUAAAAACUAAAAGAAAAGGGUCAACAUCAUCGUCCAUUUCAAUAAUCAGCAAGUCAUCCAAGACAGCUACAACUGAAGAUAAAUCUUCAGAUGAACAAAUGAAUGACAAUAGUGAAUCGAUAACAAUAAAUAAUUCUGGUGAAGAAGUGAAUGAAGAAAUUGAGAUUCAAAAUCUAUUACGACAACGAUCUGAUUCAACAGCAAGUAAUAAAAUAGAAACAUCAAAAACAAAAGAAAGAACAACAAGAAUAACAAAGGAAGAUGUUUUCGAAUAUUUCAGCAAAGUUAAAGGUGGUUUAAAAUGUAAUUUAUGUAUGAAUCCACGAAAAACAUUUACACUUGAUCCAACAUCUGACACCAAUUUAAGACGACAUUUAGGUGGUCCACACGGUUUAAAAGAAUUUCUAUAUCCAUCGCAAUUACAGAAUUAUCAUCCAAAAGUUAAAUUAAUUUCGACUAAGCGCAAGAAAACACUCGACAAGGCUGCUAUAGAAGCAAUUUAUCUUGAUGGUCGAACGCUAAACGAUUUUUGUAAACGUGGCAUGAUGAAAUUCCUAAAUAUCGCUAUCCCAGGGAAAAGUGCAUCAUCAAGUAAUAAUGAUCAAGAAAAUGAAGAUGCUGUUUCGGUUGCUGAUAGUGAAGAUACUCCAGACGACUUUUUAUAUGAAGAAUUAUCGAAUGAUGAAGAAGGAAGAGAAGAAGAAGAAGAAGAAGAAGAAGAAGAAGAAGAAGAAGGUGAAGGAGAAGAAGAAGUUUCAACAUCAUCAACAAAUAAUGAUUGUGAUGAUGAAAAAGAAGAUUCAUCAUCGUCAGAUAGUAAUGAUGAAGAAGAACAAACAUUCACAAACACAACUGAUGUAUCACAUGAAGAAUUUAUUAAAGAAUGUACAGAUAAUGAAACUAUACUUUUAUCAACAGUUCAUUCAUUAUUAAAACGUGUACGAAAAUUAGUAAAUUUCAUCCAUAAAUUGAGCGUUUUAGAUCGUUAUGUCAAGAAACAUAUUAAAAUGAAAUUGCAAGGAAAUAAUUAUGGUUUACCACCAGAUCAACAAGAACAACAUGUCAAAUUCAAAGACUUCGUUAUUGAUUCCGCAAUGCGUUGGAAUACAACAUAUUUGAUGCUAGAGCGGUUUUUGCUUUACAGCUCAAUCAUUACAAAUAUCACUCAAAAUCCAUCAAAUGAUAUUGGAAUCAAAGCAAGACAACAUGAGCAUUUAAAACGAUUAGCAUUUUCAAGAAUUGAUUGGUCUUUAUUAAUGGCAUCGAAAAAUGUUCUUGAAUCUUUCCAUGAAGCAACAGUAACUUUAUCGGAUCAAAAAUAUGCAACACUUGGAAUUUCUUAUUUUGUAAUUAGUGGUCUAAAGCAAUACUUGAUGACAACUAAGGAUGAAGAACCAUUUGAAAAUUUGGUCAAAAACAAAAUAUUGUUAAAAUUUGAUUAUUAUUUUGGUCAUAAGUUUAUUUCGAAUCAACAGACUGAAGCAAACUUGGUAAGUGUCAAAAACGGGUUUUCUGUUUGCGUAAAAGUAGCAUUACUAGAAAAAGAUAUGAAAUUUUAG